Messenger RNA from Linum trigynum, 2645 nucleotides. The record is from the annotation of a GenBank genome assembly. Lineage: Eukaryota; Viridiplantae; Streptophyta; Magnoliopsida; Malpighiales; Linaceae.
UUCAUUCUUCCUCUUCGCGUAGACAGCCAGACACGAAGGAGAAGCAGCUUCCUCCUCCGCAGCCGCCGUUCCCCGUAGCCCGACGCCGUCGUCGUUCACCAUCACUCGACGCCGUCGUCGUUCACCAUCACUCGACGCCGUCGCCGUCGCCGUUCGCCAUCGCUCGACGCCACUCCCCCGUCGCCCGUCUCCAUAGUCGUCGUCGUCUUCGGCGGCUCGUUCCCCGCUCCUGCCGGCGAGCGCAACGGCCGGCCGGUGAGGUCUCCCUUCUCCCUUUUCCGGUCACGGCUGCCUCUCCCCUGCAUCGACCCCUGCUGUCCAUAGACACUCUGCUUCCAGGUUUCUAAUAACCCCUGUUCUCCUUUUUCUUUCUACUUUCUAUUUGUCUUCCUCAUGUCUCUGUGUAUAUGAUAUCCAUAGAAUAGCGCUGUAGAUUUCCUCCUCUUGAUUCUAAUUUGGUCUGAAAGGUGCGACUUUCUUGUUAAUUUGGCCGGUGUUAUUAUUGUGUAUACUUGCUUUCUCUUUCGUGAGCUUUCCUUAUUACCUGUCUGCAUCACAUAGUCAUCAUGUCUUUUCCAUCUGUAGUAUACAUCUAGCUAACAAAGAAUGAGUUAAGAAAACUAGAAACUGGUUCUGUUGUUGGUUGUCAAAUUUCAUGAACAAAUUGUAAACUGAUAAGAACCACGAAAAAGAAAGAGUAACUUUCAGAUUGGGUAUUUGGGAAACUAAAGUUUCGAGAGUCUCUCAGGUACGUGCAAUGGACAAGAACAAAUUUCAAGUGAUGGGUAGCUCUCUACAUCAUUUCUGCUUUGCUUGUGUAAAUUACAUUUGUUCCAGGGGCCAUGUCCCUUUUUGUGUAGGAGUAGGAUUAUUGUCUCUCUGUUGGACUAACGGCAGAGUAAGAGUGAUAAAUAUAUUGAAGUUAAUUGUCUAUAGAGAAGAGUUGGGUGGGAACUGAUACCAUGAUUAAGAAGUGUCUACUAUUUAUACAAAUGACUAUUUAUUAGGUACCGGUUCUCAAACAGGUUUUAAACGGUCUAAUGCCGGCUGGACCACUAAAGACCGAGCCGUUCAUGUUACCGGGUCAUACUCCGGUUCGGUUCUGACAACAUUGCUUCUAACCCCUCUCCCUCCAAAAACCUUCCGAAACCAAUGGCGAACGUCGGCGAGAGCUCUUCGGCACCUCCGAUGUCCAACGACGGAGUGAAGCCCGUCGUCGUUAGGGUUAAGAGGAAGUUGCACCAGUCUAUACUCGACGCCUUCUGGCUGGAAAUCAACGAGAGGCCGUUUAAGCGCGCGACAUUGGAUUUGGCGAAGCUCUCGCUUGGCGAUUCCGCUAAUGGAAACGGAGAAGAAUCUAAGACUAGGAAGGUCCUUGUGCAGCAUGUUGAAACGAUCAGCACCUCGGAGUCCACCGUUCGUGUUGUGAAAUCGUUUGUGCCUAACUCUGUGGAUGUGGUUGAAGCUAAAACAACAACGGAGGACCUGAAACGGACCUUUAAAAGUGUCAAUAAACAAGAACAAAUUCUUUCUAAAUCCAGACAAAGUCAAGAGCAAAUAGCCAAAAGUGCACGCUUCCAACAAAUAUGGAGCAGGCGGAAGGAAACAGAAGAAACAGUGCAUGAUAUGUGUCAUUUCUAUGAUGUCAUUCGAAUUGAUGCCGAAUCCAGUCAGGAGAAGCAGAAAGAAGCUCUGUCUGUGGAGGAUCAGAAGCUUCUUUCUAGUUAUUUGCCUUUCUUAAAGGAGUUGAUUCCGGAUGCUGCCGAGGAGAUUGAAGCUGAAAUCAGUGCUUCCACUUCCCAGGAAGAUGAGUAUGUGUAUGACUACUACACUGUGAAUGAUACCAUGGACAUAGAACACGAAGACACGCCUUUUCCAUUUCCUCUGGUGCAAGUUGAGGACGAGGAUUUCUACGAUGGACCAGAUGACGAAUCUGAAUGCGACAGUGAAGAUUCAAAUGCUGAAAAUCAUCCAUUUAAUGAAUAUCCCGAUGAAAGUUCAGAAGCAGAAGACGAGUUGCAGAGUGAAGAUAAAAGUGACGACGAUGAAGACGAUGGAGAAGAAAACGAAGAAGGUGGAAUGGAAGAGGAAGAGGAAGCUGAUGAUGACGAGAAUCGCAGUUUGCUGAAUGGUGAAGCCACGAAUUCCGAGGACCAGUAUGAAGCCUACGUUGAUAACUACCUUGAUGAAGCUUAUAGCUUUGCUAACAUCAAACCUGAAAGUGAAGACGGUUAUAGUGAGAGCGACUAAGAGCUCAAAGAAUCUUCCUCUCAAGUGAAGACAGACGGUUAUGUAUGCAGUGUUACUGUUACUAGUUCACGAACGAUAUCUUUGCAAAGACGAGACGAGCUUUCAUAACUCCUCAUCCUUGGUCUCCAACUCUCGUAGCUCCGCCUCGUGCUUUUCGCUUAGCACCCUCCCUCCAUCUCUUUUUAACUUUCGCAUCUUGUUCUUCCUGUCUCCUCCCUCGACUUGUGUAAGACACAAGUCCUAUUCCUUUCUUACUCUCCAUUUUACCAAUGCUUUCCGACUCCUCGUACUUCUCCUCGUUCACUCCUCUCAUCUCAUCGGCUGCUUCUCCUAAUUUGACAUGGCUUACUUACAAACCGCUGUGAUAAAACCAAAAAGAAAUUUAAAUUCCAAAA